Molecule: messenger RNA, 824 nt
Organism: Papaver somniferum (opium poppy)
Lineage: Eukaryota; Viridiplantae; Streptophyta; Magnoliopsida; Ranunculales; Papaveraceae
Exons: 4
Coding region: 134-574 (146 amino acids)
Source: RefSeq, a predicted model, not a curated record
UCGGAACAACCAAAGUUACCAAACAAAAUCAGUGAGCAGAAACUCUCCUCCCUCUCUCCCACCAUCGUCGCACAUCUCAUCCUCAUUUGAAGGCAGGCAGGCAGGCAGCCAGACCAGGAAGUAGAAAGAUCAGAUGGCACUAAAAAGUGUCACAAAAAUGCUAUCCCAGAGGUGGUUCUCCACCAGCACCAGAGGCAUUACCAAUACUGGAGGAGGAACUGAGACCAGCAAACAUAUUACGGAUGAAAAAUGGCGAGGUCUUUAUGAACGCAUUAAGCAGGCUACUGCAGAAACAAACCAACUCAGGGAUGAAUGCAAUGCUUACUUUGCCCUAAAAAGGGCAUUUCCCCAGGAUCGAGUCGUAUGGGCAUUGUUCAUUCUCAGUGUUGGUUAUAACGUAGUUCUGCAGUCCCAAGAAAUCUUGAAAACUAGAAAUGUCAUCAAAGAUAAACAAACCCAGUUGACAGCUCGUCGUAACGCCAUCAAAGAUAAACAAACCCAGUUGACAGCUCGUCGUAACGCCAUCAAAGAUAAAGAAUCCCAGUUGACAGCUCGUCGUACCGAAAUGCAAUAAAGAAAGUAAAAAUGAAUGUCCUGGAAAAGAAUAUAGAGUGUCAUUUGCAUCUUUGUUACCCUCUUAGGUACUUUCUUGUCCUUGCAGUGAGUCUUUUGUUGCCUGCAAUGUGAGUACGAGUUGCCCAUAUGACGUGCUCUAGGGAAGUCUGAUUACUUCUUGGUAGAAAGAUUGUCAAGUUUAUUGGCCACUGUUCUGACAUUUCCACUUGAGCAAUAAAAAUUAUAAUCCUAAACCACAUAAAAAAAAA